Molecule: messenger RNA, 1492 nt
Organism: Spizellomyces punctatus DAOM BR117
Lineage: Eukaryota; Fungi; Chytridiomycota; Chytridiomycetes; Spizellomycetales; Spizellomycetaceae
Exons: 2
Coding region: 91-1164 (357 amino acids)
Cellular component (GO): plasma membrane
Source: RefSeq, a predicted model, not a curated record
UAGUUUUCUAAUUUGCAUUUCAAUAUCCUCAUUCCUCUUUUUUUGCAAUUCCUUUUUCCGCAUGUACCAUCUGACCCCCACCACGCACACAUGCCAACAGCCGAUUGGACUCUCAUCCUCUGCAUACUAGGCGGAGGAGGGUUAGCCCUCCAAGCCGGAAUGAAUGGCACACUGGGUACACUUUCGCGAACAAAACUCUUUGCAUCAUGUUGGUCAUUUGGGAGUGGGUGUUUGCCGCUUUUGAUUUAUUUUUUGGCGACGAUGCGGGGGGUGGAGAUUUCGAGGGCAUAUCAUGAUGCACCUCUCUAUGCACAUUUCGGGGGUAUCAUGGGAACCAUCUACGUUGUCACAAUCGUCUACCUCGCACCCCGUCUCGGCGCAGCAUCCCUACUCAGUACAGCCAUUGCAUCCCAAAUGACCACUGCAUUACUAUUAGACCAUUUUGCGUGGUUGGGAUUAGAGAGACGGGAGGCGAGUGUAGGGAGGGUAGUAGGUGUUUUAUUGACCAUUUUUGGUGUGGUUGUUAUGAUGGGGGGUCUCGAGUGGGUACGUAGGGUACUCCGAUCCGAUCAACGGCCAAAAAGUGAUGAAGAGCAUCAACAGCAGGACAUGGUGAUGGGAGACAGUACGAAACCCGAUCCGAUAGUAAAUGAACCCACUACCACCACCACCACAACAACAACCAAAACGCAACCCAAGAAGCCAGAUUGGACACUCUUGUUUUCUAUUCUUGCUGGUACCUCAUUAGGUCUCCAAGCCGCCAUGAACGCACAACUCGGGCACUAUUCCACACCCGCAUACAGUGCCCUAUUCUCUUUUUCCGAAGGCUUUAUACUUCUUCUACUGUUGUUUUUAUACGAUGUGACGAUGGGACCUACAUCCCGUCUCGACCCACCAUGGACACUCAACAUUGUGACGACAGUACCCUACUGGGCCUGGCUGGGUGGAUUCCUUGGCGCCGCCUACGUCCUCAUCGUCACCAUCGCUACACCUCGUUUAGGCGCCGUAACAGUCCUAGGUACAUCUGUAUGCGCACAAGUCAUUGCAGCGGUCUUGUGUGAUCAUUUUGGGAUUGUGGGAUUACCGGUGCAGAAGGCGGGGUGGGAGAGGUGUGUGGGUGCUGUUGUUGUUGUGGGGGGUGUGGUUUUGAUUACCGUUUUGUAAAGUGUGGAUGAAGGGGGUUUUUACACAAGUUUUAUAAGUAUUUAUGGGGUUCUUUUUACAUAACGCUGUUUGGUUGGGAAACAUGAUGUAACGACCCCCUCUGUCCCAUCGUAUGAACCCCCAACAGUUAGGAAACCCACAUAAACUGCAAAUGUAAAAAAAUCCCUAAAAUCGAUGGGUUUUGGAUGAGGGGUUUACUUGUGAUUUUUGCAUUCUGUGGUUGCCUACAAUCUCCCUGCGCAACAAGACUAUGAUUGGGAAAACCCCAACAGACAGGAAACCCACAAAAACCUCCAAAUGUCAAAAAUCCCCAAACGUUGAAUAUUCC